GUUAAUAUUUUUACAAUUUUCUGAACAAAAACUUAGUGAAAGCUGUAUAAAAGUUAUAAAUUUGCUAAAUUAUUGAAAACUUUGAAUUUGUGUCUAAUUAUUAUAAUUCGGAAAUAUUUAACAAAAGGUUAAGCAAAUUGCUAAUAGAAACGAUGAAUCCAUAUAAAAGAAUGAAAAACUCUACAAAUUUCAUGGAUUUGAACGAUGACUGCUUGUUGUAUCUCUUAAAUUUCAUGAAACUAGAAGAGCUGUUAAUGUUGCGGGGCGUUUGUAUUCGCUUUGACAAUUUGCUAUAUCAAUAUCGCAAAAGAUUCGAUUAUUUCAGUAUAAGAGACUUACCAGGUGCUUAUGAAGCUCUUCAGUUCCUGGGCCCAGUGAUCAAGACAAUAUAUCUAUAUCCUCGCACAUUCCAAAAUGCUGUACCAGAAAUUUUUGAUUGGAUUACCGAAUUUUGUGUAAACUUGGAGUCUCUUGAUCUCGCCGGGGUUGAUGUUAUACCGAAGCAAAAAUUCAUUACAUUAGUGAGACGAGUGACAUCUUUGACAAUGCGUGGCGUAUAUUUUGAUGACAGUUUAGGUGAUUGUUUUAAGGGUACAUCAAUAGAAGAACUAAAAUUGGUUGCUCUUCGAGAUUUAACUGAACAGUUCUUCAUACAUAUCUCCAACUUAAGAGCUUUAACAAUCUGCUGCUGUCGCACCAUGCCAUGUGAUUCCUACAUUCAAGUUUUAAAGAAGAAUUUGAACUUAAAAAAGCUCGAAAUAAAAGUAAGUGAUGGUUGGUAUAGCCCAAACGAAAUUAAAGACAGUGACAAAUUAGUCGAAUACAUAGCAAAUAAUUUGCAUGAAAUCGAAGAACUUACAUUCGAUUCAUCCGUCUCUAACAGGAGUCUCUUUGGUAAUUUACCAAACUUGAAAAAAUUGGAAAUAGAAUUGAAUGAACUGGAUGAAUUCGAUGAAUUGGAUUCGUGGUCAUGGAACCAAAUUUCCCACGACAUCAACAAGCUGAUUGAAAAUUUAAGUAAAUCUAACACCAUUGAAAUUCUUUUUAUCAAUGGCUACGAGCAUCACAUAGACAUGGUAAAUUGGUCUUAGUAAAUUAACUAAUCUGAAGAAAUUAUCAUUAGAUUGUACUCGACGUCUUACAGAUGCGGAAAUAACUAAACUUCAAAGCCUCGUAAAUCUAGAAGCAUUAAAAAUUGUUUGUCAUGAUGAGGACUUAGUCUACGGCUCGGCUAUUUUGAAUUUGAUAAAAUCAUUACAGAAACUCAAAGCAGUAGAUUUGUGCCCCGCAAAAGUGAAUGUUGAAUUUUUUGAGCAGUUGGUUCAGUUUUUGAGCCAAAACGAAUCCCGUGAGAACCUGAAAAUUUCAGUUGAAUCAAAUGAAUAUAAAGCUAUUUAUGAGUUAUUAUGGAACACGACACGAGUUAUACAUAAUGGGUCGAUGGAGGAAUUCUAUUAAUCUUCUAAUAAUUUGUUAAUAGUAUUAAAAAUAUUAUUGUCUGGAUCUAAUAAUUAAUAAAUUUUUCUUUUUUUUUUCUAAAGACAUAUUGCUAUGUAAUGACAAUGACU
Culicoides brevitarsis is the source of this 1568-nucleotide messenger RNA. RefSeq lists its product as uncharacterized. The transcript is spliced from 3 exons. Lineage: Eukaryota; Metazoa; Arthropoda; Insecta; Diptera; Ceratopogonidae. The coding region runs from base 153 to 1091 and encodes 312 amino acids. The record is from RefSeq and is a predicted model, not a curated record.